AUGCGGCCCCAAAACAAUUUCAUUCUUGCCGCCGUUUUGGCUGCCAGCCACACAGCAGCCAUCACCCAAAUCACUAAUGACGAGAUGGACCUUUUUCUUAGCCAGGGAGGCGUGGAGCUUGCGGAUCGUUAUGCUCCCAUGUGGUUUUUUGGGCAGGCACUUAACCAACCACCCUGUUACCCAACGUGGGCCUUUGGGGGCUCUCCUACGACAAAUGAUGUGUAUGAUAUCAACCAUAAGACCCCGGCCGCGGCACAGUGUGAGUAUCCGGACGUCGGAUGCGGAUGCCGCAAGCCGGGAGUGCCCAUCAAUAACGCGGCACCGGAUUUCCCCAUCUACUAUACCUUCAAGAGGUGCAAUGAUAACGAAGUGCGAGUGGCAUAUAACCUCUUUUAUGAGAAGGACGGUGCCAAAGUCAUCGGGGUUAUUGACACCGGUCAUGACUACGAUUGGGAAAGAGUGAUCAUUAUCCACUCCCGGGGCGACAACAACAUGUGGGGGCCGUCGCGGGCCCUACUAUCCUCCCAUAGCGGCUAUCACAAUCUAGCCUGGGGAGACAUUCAGAACACCCUCACCACGGAGGAGAUCCAGGCUGGCAAGGCCAAUAACCCCAAUGGAGUCCGUAAUAAUGAUCACCCCAAGGUUUAUAUCUCUUGGUCAAAACACGCUCACUUCGAUACGCGCAAUACUGGCUGGGUUGAUCCGAUCAGUCAAUCGACGGAUAAUGCAUUUCGGAGCAACGAUUGGUGGCAUUAUGUCGGCAAGAAAAACUAUAUUUCUUCAGAGAAUUCUACCGAUGCCGGUAAAGCUCUGGGAGGUGUUAACUGGGGUAGUGCGACCAGUAACCCACCUUACGUGCAGGAAACUAUUUGCACUGCAGAAAAUUCCUGA
Messenger RNA from Aspergillus nomiae NRRL 13137, 891 nucleotides. RefSeq lists its product as uncharacterized. The record is from RefSeq and is a predicted model, not a curated record. Bases 1 to 891 code for a protein of 296 amino acids. The transcript has 3 exons. NCBI's taxonomy places the organism in Eukaryota, Fungi, Ascomycota, Eurotiomycetes, Eurotiales, Aspergillaceae.